UGUGGAUCCAAAAAUCUUGUGUGACCUGGCGGUUUUUUCUUUUCAACGGCCAAUUUUACUUGGCGGUUACAGUUGUUAUUUUUAUACUCUUUCUCACUUUCACUGUAUCCGUAUCCAUCUUCCUCACUCACUUCCUUUUCACUAUUUUUUUCAAUUUAAUAUUUAAUUUAAUAAAAAUGAUGUUCCACCGAAGGAAAAAAGAACAACAACAAUCCACUUCAACCUUGCCUCUAUCACAGUCGUCACCAAUGCCUCCUCCUCCGCCACCUUCCUCCGCCGCCACCACCACCUUCCUCCGACCAUCAUCCUUCAAAUCCUUCCUCCUCAUCCUCUCUCUCCUCCUCAACCUCUACCUCCUCUUAAUCCUCUGGACCCCUUCCUCUUACCCCUAUCCCUUAUCCCCGUCCACCGUCAUCACGCGCUUCUCCCUCACCACGCGCCGCCACAUCCUCUUCGCCGUCGCCUCCUCCUCCCUCUCCUGGCCCCGCCGCCAGUCUUAUCUCAACCUCUGGUACUCCCCGAACACCACCCGCGCACUCGCCUUCCUCGACUCACCCCCUCCCAACACCACCACCACCUCGCCGCCAGUUAUCAUCUCCGGUGAGGCGUCCCGCUUCCCCUACACGUUCCCGGGAGGACUGCGCUCGGCGAUCCGCGUGGCGCGUGUAGUGAAGGAGGCGGUCGAUCGGAACGAGACGGAUGUGCGGUGGUUCGUGUUCGGCGACGACGACACGGUUUUCUUCGUGGAGAAUGUGGUGAGGGUUUUGGCGAAGUACGAUCACAAUCGGUGGUACUACCUUGGGAGCAACUCUGAGAGCUACGAUCAGAAUGAGAAGUAUUCGUUUGAGAUGGCGUUUGGGGGAGGGGGUUUCGCGAUCAGUUACUCCCUGGCUAGGGUUUUGGCUAGGGUUUUGGAUUCCUGUUUGAAGAGGUAUGGUCAUUUGUAUGGCAGUGAUUCCAGGAUUUACUCUUGCAUUGCUGAGCUUGGUGUUGGGUUGACCCAUGAACCUGGUUUUCAUCAGUUAGAUAUGCGGGGCAAUUUGUUUGGUAUGCUGGCUGCACAUCCAUUAUCUCCCUUGCUGUCCCUUCAUCACUUGGACGCAUUGGAUCCUCUCUUUCCUGACAUGAACAGAACAGAAGCUUUGAAACAUCUUAUUGCAGCUGCAAAUGUUGACCCUGCCAGGAUCCUUCAGCAAACUGUCUGCUAUGAUCGAUCAAAUUCUUUGACUUUCUCAGUUUCUUGGGGCUUUGCUGUACAGGUCUUCCAAGGAAAUGAACUUCUACCUGAUCUGCUUACCGUGCAGAAAACUUUUACGUCAUGGAGGAGGGGUAGCAAAGUUUAUGCCAAUUUUAUGUUUAACACAAGGGACUAUCCUAGAGAUCCUUGUAAAAGGCCUUCUGUAUUUUUCUUGAAAAAUGUUUCAUCUGAUAAAAGGCGCAUAUGGAGCAAUUACAGUAGGCGUGUAGUGAGAAACUGCAUUGAAUCAGAUGUGACAAAGCUGAAGGAGAUCAUCGUUUUUUCAAGAAAGCUGGAUCUUAGCAUUGAACAGAUGAAAGCCCCCCGUCGUCAGUGCUGCAAUGUUAUGCCAUCUUCUAACAAAUCAAUCAGUAUCCAUAUUAGAGAGUGUGAAAAUGACGAACUGAUCUCCAUGCAAUUGUAGCAUUCUCUUAAGGAGCUACCUCCCUUGAAAGCUUUGGAAUUUUCAUGAGCACGGAUGUUUGGAGGAGUUUUGUCCCGUGUUGAAGCUGAUUGAGGUGAAUGCUUAUUCUUUUAGAAGACGAAGAACCUUGUCCUCUUCGUAGAAGAAAAAUAUGUGCUUGAAGAUGAAAACUGCAAAUCUUGCUGGUGAUGAACCUCUCCUGGGUUUGUUAUGGCUCGCCUGAAAAUCAACAAACCUCUCCCUUGCCUCAGUUUUGUAGCUUGUUUUUUUCGCCGCGUAGCUGUGUUUUUUCAAAUGGCUUAUUUUCCGGCAAUUGUACAUGUUAUUGCAUCCAUCCUGUCCAUUUCUGAUGCAAAACAAUUCAAGGAAGCUCCCAUGUUGUUAGGAGUGAGGUAACCUCUCAGCCAAAGGAUCAAUUUAACUCUGAAAUGUGAUCCUUAUGAGGACUAUGUCUCAACUUAUGCUUGCUAACUUGUGAUUUGUCUGAAAAUUCUUCAAAUGUUACAUAACUUUUUGCUCGCUGCAUAGUUGAAGUACAUCUAUAACCAUUGGAAAGUCUGUUAGAAAUAUUUUAACGUGACUGAUUAAUUGUGUUCAUAUGGAUACAAAGUUUACAUUUGGGCGUGAAGCUGGGUUAUCUGGAGUUCCUGACUGUUGUUAUAUUUUACUCACUCUGUUCCUAGUUAUUAUCUAGAGAUAGGGAAAAAAACCAUAGAUGAAGAAAUCCAAUUAUUUUAUAGAACUUCUUGUUCUCUCCAAAUACCUGGGAUCAGUUGCAAGCCUAGCUCCCAGGAUCUGUUGGUGAAGUGAAACAUAUCUGCUUCUGUUUCCUUCUCCUUCUUAUAGGUCUUAGAUUUGUCCUUUGGGUUACCAGUAGUUAUUUAGCCGUUUCCUUAUUUAUGUAAAUAUUAUUGAAUGGUAUCAUGAUUAGUUGAUUUAAUUUGGGUGUUACAAUUC
Messenger RNA from Lotus japonicus, 2618 nucleotides. RefSeq lists its product as uncharacterized. The transcript is spliced from 4 exons. The record is from RefSeq and is a predicted model, not a curated record. Gene Ontology annotation, molecular function: acetylglucosaminyltransferase activity. The coding region runs from base 177 to 1661 and encodes 494 amino acids. NCBI's taxonomy places the organism in Eukaryota, Viridiplantae, Streptophyta, Magnoliopsida, Fabales, Fabaceae.